Messenger RNA from Arvicola amphibius (Eurasian water vole), 2386 nucleotides. RefSeq names its product proteolipid protein 2 (gene Plp2). The record is from RefSeq and is a predicted model, not a curated record. The coding region runs from base 1387 to 1842 and encodes 151 amino acids. NCBI's taxonomy places the organism in Eukaryota, Metazoa, Chordata, Mammalia, Rodentia, Cricetidae. The transcript is spliced from 5 exons. Gene Ontology annotation, cellular component: membrane.
CAAAAAAACCCCAAAAAACAAAUGUCCAGAACACAUUGUGAGGGGGCAUGUCCUGAUUUCAGGUAACCAGGCGCAUGUGUUAGAGUUAGAUACUAAGGUGGCCAGGAGAAAUUAAUUGCUCAGGAACACAGUGCAAAAUGUCGACUUUCUUACCCAAAAUUGUAUUCCAAGAACCAUCCCCUUACCUUGUCCAGCUCUCAGCAAAAAUGUGUGCUUUCCCCGUUCUUUACCUGAAGCUGACUUGGCCUCUCUUCUCAGAACCAGAAAGCCGAGAGCCAGCACGAAGGCUGAAGACUUCCCUGGAAUUGCAGGGCACAGAGUAAGCCUAUAAGGCUCCCUGGGCUCUAAGCAGAUUAUUGAUAUCACUACUCUUUACUGGGUGAUCAGCAGGCCCUCUUCUCACUCAGUCUUUGCAGCACCCAUGGCCUCUCUUUCACACUGAACUGUCCCACUCUGGAAACCCGGCUCAUACCCUCCACCCCAUUUGACUACAGAACCUGACCUGACCUAAUCAGAAUCAAUUUUCAAUCUUUCCUCAUCUCACUUAUUGUGAACAUUUACACCAUUUCUUGAAGUAAUUAAAAUUUAAUACCCCAUAUCAAACCGAGGGUGUUAGGAUAUAUACCAUCUAUCAGUGGUUCUCAACCUUCCUGAUGCUGCGACCCCUUAAUACAGUUCCUCAUGUUGUGGUGACCCCCCCCCAACCAUAAAAUUAUUUUUGUCGCUACUUCCUAACUGUAAUUUUGCUAGUCUUGGGAAUCGUAAUGUGAAUAUCUGUGUUAUCCGAUGCUCUUAGGCGACUCCCAUGAAAGGGUGGUGAGACCCAAGGGGUCGUGACCCACAGGUUGAGAACCAUUGCUAUAUAAGCAAAGGGAAACCCCUCUAAAAUUCAAAGCACUCCAAAUUCAGGAAAUAUACCUGGCCUUGGGAAUUUCUGGUUUAAACAGGGCCUUGGCCAUUUUUUUUUUUUGAGCUAAGGAAAUUGAGUCACUCACUCGCUUCUUGGCUUUUUGGCUAAGAUCAAAUGUAGGAAGUCAGAUUCGCUCGGUUCGGAGUGGAACGUAGCGCUUUUGCAUUUUAUUGAAAAGUUAAGGGUCUCUGUAUUCUUGCACCUGGUACCUGGAGCUGCCUGACAACUUGAAGAUGCGGGUAGUGCAGGACCCAUACCGUCUUUGGCUGCAGGGCAAAGGGGGCUUCCGGGGCGGCAGCCACCUGGCCCGGCCUCCUCCGGCCCCGCCCGCUUCAGCUAGGCGCGGUGAUUCAUUCCCUCCUUUGCCCGGGGGCCCCCUUCCCGGCCAGACGGCGGGACAAACGGCUGGGCGUGCAGCGACUUCGAACUCGUGAGCCAGAAAACAACUUCUGUGUCCAGCGACUCCAGCACACACCAUGGCGGACUCUGAGCGCCUUUCAGCCCCUGGCUGCUGGUUAGCCUGCACCAGCUUCUCGCGUACCAAAAAGGGACUUUUCCUGUUUGCUGAGAUUGUACUGUGCCUGGUGAUUUUGAUUUGCUUCAGCGCUUCUACAUCCGCGUACUCCUCCCUGUCGGUGGUGGAGAUGAUCUUUGCUGCUGUCUUAUUUGUCUUCUACAUGUGUGACCUGCACUCCAAGAUAUCAUUCAUCAACUGGCCAUGGACUGACUUUUUCCGAUCCCUUGUCGCAGCUAUCCUUUACCUGAUCACCUCCAUUGUUGUCCUUGUAGAUGGAAAGGGAGGCUCGAGAAUCGCCGCUGGGGUGCUGGGCAUAUUUGCUACAUUGCUCUUUGGCUGUGAUGCCUACUUCACCUUCCCUCUCAAGCAGCAAAGACAUACAGCAGCCCCUACUGACCCCACAGAUGGCCCGUGACCCUCAUCUAUCUGUCUCUGCUACCUGCAAAUAGCUCCUCCACCGAAAACUUCCUCUUGCUGGGUCCGGUGGCGUUCGCCUUUAAUCCAAGCACUCAGGAGGCAGAGAUGCGUGUAUCUCUGUGAGAUCGAGGUCAGCCAGGGCUACGCAGUGAGACCUUGUUUAAAAAAAAAUACCUCCUGUUUCCACAACACUCCCAGCCAAUUCUCUGACCCCACUGAAGUGCUUAUGGUACAGGAGAUUGAACCUAGAGCCACCUGCAUACUAGGCAAGCAGUCUCCGCUGAGCUAUAUCCCCUGGAAAAGUGCCUUUGUUGGGAGAGUGUUGUCUUCCAGCCUGCCAAUCAACCCUCCUGGGUGUGGUCACCUUUUUGGGUAUGCCUAGGUCCCCCUUUGCUCUGCAGUACCAGCAGCUGAUUUGAGUUCUGCUUGAACCAUUCCCCCACAUAAGCCACAAAAUGAGUGACCCACUACAAAUAACCUUUUCUCUGUGUGGGGUGAGCUGUGAAGGGCUAAAUAAAUAAUAAUCAGAUUGUUAAAAUCUA